GUUUCACUAAAUGACGUAAUCUCUGUGAGGGCUGACAGGUCGCUGCUGCAGUAACGUUAACGACACACCGACACACUCAGAGACAACCGGCCCGGUUAGACACAUCUACUCUGUUUAUUCCCAUUAGGUCUACGGUUGUAGAGACGGUCCACCGUCUGUUUUUAGACACCGUCCCUCCGUUACUCCUGACUCGGCUAAACCGUCUGGCUAAUGUUAGCUGUUUCCUGGUCGGAGCUGCAGCCAUUUUGGGUUUUUACUGAGAAACAAGUAGCCGGCCGCGGUUUGGGGAGCAGAGUAAGCUAACGCAUUUUCAACAACCAAACAGCGCUGUUCAUUUGAUAAAAAGAGACAUUUCACGAGAGGAGACAGGUCAUACAUCGAGUCAACAAUGAAUCCAGAAUAUGACUAUUUAUUCAAGCUGCUCCUGAUUGGUGACUCUGGUGUUGGAAAGUCUUGCCUUCUUCUCCGAUUCGCAGAUGACACAUACACGGAAAGUUACAUUAGCACUAUUGGUGUGGAUUUCAAAAUACGAACCAUAGAGCUGGAUGGAAAGACCAUUAAACUUCAGAUUUGGGAUACAGCGGGCCAGGAGAGGUUUCGUACAAUCACAUCCAGCUACUACAGAGGUGCUCAUGGUAUCAUUGUAGUGUACGAUGUCACAGACCAGGAGUCCUUCAACAAUGUCAAACAGUGGCUACAGGAGAUUGACCGCUAUGCCAGUGAAAAUGUCAACAAGCUUUUGGUCGGGAACAAGUGUGACCUGACGACAAAGAAGGUGGUGGACUACACAACAGCAAAGGAGUUUGCAGACUCUCUGGGCAUCCCCUUUUUGGAAACCAGCGCCAAGAAUGCCACCAAUGUGGAGCAGGCCUUCAUGACGAUGGCUGCUGAGAUCAAGAAGAGGAUGGGCCCUGGGGCGACAGCCGGAGGAGGGGAAAAGCCCAACGUGAAGCUGACCCCCGGCACUACUGUCAAGCCUUCAUCAGGAGGAUGCUGCUGAGAGAAAAACCACUUCCACUUUGAACACCCCUACACCCCAACCCGGCCGCCAACCUCCUCUAAACUCCACUGUGUCCCAGUAAAACCCCCCCACCCCACCCACCCUCCAACAACCAGACAGGACAGGGAAGACAUGAUUCACAAUGUGUAUGUGAGAACAAGAUGAAGUUGCCUGUAUUUGUACUGUACAUACUGUAGCCGCACUACCAAAAACAAAUAAAGCAUCCUUCUUGUCAUACUGUCCUGUUAUUGAUGACCCAGCCCUGACCCCCAACCCCACCCCACCCCAUCUCAGACCUCUCAGAGACUACUUUUAUUUGGCCCUCUGAAUGCAGGUUCAUGAGAGGAGUGUGUGUGAGAGAGAGAGCGAGAGAGAGAGAGAGUGUGUGUGUGUUUCUCUGCAUUCCUACAGCUGGGUUGGUAAAUGAAUCGGUUUCAUUAAGGUUUCUGUUUGUAUAGAUCUUUUCUGUUUCUCUUUUCCCUCUGUGAUUAUGUUGCUGUUUAUAUCACCAUGUGUCAGUCAGUCUGUCUGUCUGUCUCUCAUUUGAAGGUGUUUUUUUAUUUUUCUCAUCAACCUCUGCACAGCAGUGUCUCACUGUCCAGCAUCUAAAGUCUAGUGCAACAGUAUAUGUACAUAAACAAUAUGUAUAUAUAUAUAUGUAAGAUCUGAUUUGCUAGUUCUGUAGUGUUCAAUACAUUAUUGGGAUAGUCUUGACUCUUUUUCUCUGCAUUAAAUCUGUGGCUGAAGACAACUGUAAGUUUGUUGCUCAACAUGUAACACUUCAACUUAAAAUAAAUAUUGUACUACCAGACUGUAUGAAAUGGGAGGCGCUGUCUGUGUAGAUUACCUGUUUGAAUUA
This is a messenger RNA of Seriola dumerili (greater amberjack), 1859 nucleotides long. Its product is annotated as ras-related protein ORAB-1-like. The coding region runs from base 389 to 1000 and encodes 203 amino acids. Gene Ontology annotation, molecular function: GTPase activity; GTP binding. The record is from RefSeq and is a predicted model, not a curated record. NCBI's taxonomy places the organism in Eukaryota, Metazoa, Chordata, Actinopteri, Carangiformes, Carangidae. The transcript is spliced from 6 exons.